AUGUUUAUUCCAAUUAGAAUAAUAAUUUCUAUAUUUUUAAUAUGUCAAUCUAUGUUGUUGGUAAUUCAUGGUGACCCACAAUAUCAACUUGGAUUGGUUAAUGCUGCUCGUUCUCAAUAUGGAUUGUCUCCACUUGAAAUAGUACCAUGUAUGAUGGACUAUGCACAAGCUCAUAGUGACUACCAAUCGGCUAUCAAUAGUAUGACUCACAAUGAUCCACGAGGAGACCUUUUCCAAAGAGGUCGUGUCUAUGGUGCCAUUUUACAAUCAGCUGCUGAAAAUGUUGCCUAUGGAGCUGACGAUGACGAUACAGUCAUGGAAAUGUGGUUACAAUCACCUGGUCAUAGAGCCAAUAUUCUUGGUCGAUCUUCAACUAUCAUUGGAUUUGGAGUCUCUCUUGAUGGAUCAGGUAGAAAAUAUUGGACUCAAUAUUUUGGAAAUGGUCAAUGUUCAACUGACAAUAAUAAAUAUCAAAAAACUGUAAAAUAA
Molecule: messenger RNA, 489 nt
Organism: Cavenderia fasciculata
Lineage: Eukaryota; Evosea; Eumycetozoa; Acytosteliales; Cavenderiaceae
Exons: 2
Coding region: 1-489 (162 amino acids)
Source: RefSeq, a predicted model, not a curated record